GGGAGGGACAGAGCGAGAGAGAGAGUGGAAGGGACCUGACACUGGCACGGGCAGGUUCCUGCUCCUCCUUUCUGGAUAUUCCCGGAGAUUCCCAGAGAAUUUCCUUGGAGUGCUGGCCAUGCCUGGGAUACAGCUGCUGCUUUCACUGGCUAUCGUGGGGGGGUCUCGCGCCCUGCCGGUCCACUGGCUGCCGGAGGACCACCCCCCCACCGAGGCGGGGGCUCGGACGUUCGCAGACAUCUACAACAGCACGGCCGAGGAGGUCCUGUUCAGCAGCACAAGCUCCAACUGGGCCUACAACACCAACCUGACCGAGCACAACUCCAAACUACAGGUGGCCUCCUCCCUGGAGAGACAGGCCUUCACCAAGGCCUGGGGCAAGAAGGCGAAGGAGCUCUUCAGCGACGCCCUGGUGGCCAGCUUCUCCGACCCCCUGCUGAGGAAACAGAUCAAGAGGAUCAACAUCCUGGGGGCUGCCAACCUGCAACAGGAGGAGAGAGAGAAGUUAAACAGCAUCCUCAGCAGUAUGAGCAACAUCUACUCCACGGCGAAGGUGUGCAUGCCGGGACCCACCGAGACCUGCUGGUCCCUGGAGCCGGAUCUGAUGGAUGUGAUGGCCACGUCCAGGAGCUACAAGACGCUCCUGUAUGCCUGGGAGGGCUGGCACAACAGCUCCGGCGUGCCUCUCAGACCCCUGUACCCAGAGUUUGUGAAGCUGAGCAACCAGGCCACGCGCAUGGAUGGUUUCUCGGACACGGGGGCGUACUGGCGUUCCUGGUACGAGUCGCCGUCCUUCCAGGACGACCUGGAGCGUCUGUACAGACAGGUGGAGCCGCUGUACCAGAACCUGCACGCCUUCGUCCGCCGAAAGCUGUACCAGCACUACGGACCCAAAUACAUCAACCUGCGCGGGCCCAUCCCAGCCCACCUGCUGGGAAACAUGUGGGCGCAGACAUGGAACAACCUCUACGACAUGAUGGUGCCCUUCCCCAGUAAGCCCAACGUGGACGUGACCCAGGCCAUGAAGGACCAGAACUGGAAUGCCACCCACAUGUUCAGGGUGUCCGAGGAGUUCUUUACCUCCCUGGGUCUGAUCCCGAUGCCGCAGACCUUCUGGGAUCAAUCCAUGCUGGAGAAGCCCUCAGACGGGCGGGAAGUGGUGUGCCACGCCUCCGCCUGGGACUUCUACAACCGCCGGGACUUCAGGAUCAAACAGUGCACGACAGUCACCAUGGAGCAGCUUUUCACCGUGCACCACGAGAUGGGCCACAUCCAGUACUACCUGCAGUACCAGGACCAGCCUGUCAGCUUCCGAAGGGGCGCCAACCCGGGCUUCCACGAGGCCAUCGGGGACGUGCUGGCCCUCUCCGUCUCCACCCCAAAGCACCUGAGGGAGAUCGGCCUGCUCGACAACCUGCCCGACGACCCAGACAGCGACAUCAACUACCUGUUGAAGAUGGCCCUAGGCAAGAUCUCCUUCCUGCCCUUUGGGUACCUCAUCGACCAAUGGCGGUGGGGCGUGUUCGGCGGCCGCACGCCACCUGAACACUACAAUGCGGAAUGGUGGUACCUGAGAACCAAAUACCAGGGAAUCUGCCCUCCCACCCAUCGAUCUGAGGAGCACUUUGACGCUGGAGCCAAAUAUCACAUCCCUGGAAACACGCCCUACAUCAGAUAUUUUGUCAGCUUCAUUCUCCAGUUCCAGUUCCAUGAGAGGUUGUGCCAAGCAGCCAAUCACGUGGGGCCACUGCACAAGUGUGACAUCUACCGCUCCAAGGCAGCAGGAGACAUCCUGGCGAAGGUGCUCAGUGCCGGCUCCUCCAAGCCUUGGCCAGAUGUCCUGCAGGAAGCUCUGGGGACAAACAAGAUGGACGCCGGGCCUCUGAUGAACUACUUUGAGCCCAUCACCCGCUGGCUACAGGAGCAGAACAGGGAUGAGGUCCUGGGAUGGCCCGAUUUCGACUGGAGGCCUCCACUGCCAGAAAACUACCCUGAGGACGUGGGUAAGAUUGCAGACGAGGCCGAAGCCAAGAAAUUCCUGUCUGAAUUCAACAGCUCAGGCGAGGAGGUGUGGAGCGCGUUCAUCGAGGCCAACUGGGCCUACGAAAGCAACAUCUCUGAACACAACAAGCAAGUCAUGCUGGAGAAGAAGCUGGAGAUGUCCAACCACACGCUGACGUACGGGCUGAAGGCGCGGACGUUCGACUCCGCCGACUUCCAGGACGGCUCGCUGACGCGCAUGCUGGGGCGUCUCCGGGACAUCCACAGUGCGGGACUCCCUGAGGACGAGCUGAGGGCGUACAACAAUCUGAUGGCUACCAUGGAGACCAAGUACAGCGUGGCCGAGGUGUGCCGAGAAAACGGCUCAUGCCACUCCCUGGACCCAGAUCUGAGCAGGAUCAUGGCGAAGGCGCGGGACCACGGGGAGCUGCUGUUCGCCUGGCAGGGCUGGCACGAUGCAGCGGGCAGAAAGGUGCGCCAGGACUACGCCAGAUACGUGCAGCUCGCCAACAAGGCUGCCCGGCUCAACGGACACACGGAUAACGGGGCCUCCUGGCGCUCGGUGUACGAGACGCCCACGCUAGAGCAGGACCUGGAGGGGCUGUGGAGGGAGCUGGAGCCCCUCUACCUGAACCUGCACGCCUACGUGCGCCGGGCCCUGCACCGCCAAUACGGAGCCAGCCGCGUCAACCUCAGGGGGCCAAUCCCUGCCCACCUCCUGGGGAACAUGUGGGCACAGACCUGGUCGAAUGUGUUUGACCUUAUGACCCCCUACCCGGAUGCCACUCGAGUGGAUGCCACACCGGCCAUGGUUGCUCAGGGCUGGGACGCCAGGAGGAUGUUUGAGGAAUCGGACCGGUUCUUCACCUCCCUGGGCCUGGAGCCCAUGCCCCCAGAGUUCUGGAACAGGUCCAUGCUGGAGAAGCCCACAGACGGGCGCAAGGUGGUGUGCCAUGCCUCCGCCUGGGACUUCAACAACCGCCGGGACUUCAGGAUCAAGCAGUGCACGGUGGUGACCAUGUAUGACCUCAUCACCGUGCACCACGAGAUGGGCCACGUGCAGUACUUCCUGCAGUACCGGGACCAGCCCCUCUGCUUCCGGGACGGGGCCAACCCGGGCUUCCACGAGGCCAUCGGGGACGUGCUGGCCCUCUCUGUCUCCACCCCAAAACACCUGCACAGCAUCGGCCUGCUGGACAAGGUGGAGACCAACUACGAAAGCGACAUUAACUACCUGCUGAAAAUGGCGCUGGACAAGAUCUCCUUCCUGCCGUUUGGCUUCCUGAUGGACCAGUGGCGCUGGAAGGUGUUUGAUGGGCGAAUCACUGAGGAGGAGUACAACCGGGAGUGGUGGAACCACCGACUGAAGUACCAGGGAGUGUGUCCCCCUGUACCCCGCACUGAGGAGGACUUUGACGCUGGAGCCAAGUUCCACAUCCCUGCUGAUGUACCCUACGUCAGGUACUUCAUCAGCUACAUCAUUCAGUUCCAGUUCCAGGAAGCACUGUGCAGGGCAGCCAAUCACAGCGGCCCGCUGCACACAUGUGACAUUCACCGGUCCAAGGAGGCGGGGAAACUGCUGGGGGACGUGAUGAAACUGGGCUCCAGUAAGCCUUGGCCUGAGGCCAUGCGUCUGCUCACUGGUCAGCCCCGCAUGUCUGCGCUGCCAUUGGUCAGAUACUUCCAGCCGCUCAUGGAUUGGCUGGAGGAGGAGAACCGGAAGAGUGGGGACAUUCUGGGCUGGCCCGAGUACAACUGGAUACCCGGAGGUGAGGCGAGGCCCCUGGCUCCGGCCCCGGGCCCCCCCAGCGGGGACGGGAAGGUGAGCUUCCUGGGGCUGAGGGUCAGCCGCUCGGCCUCCGAGGCGGGGCAGUGGGUCCUGCUGGCCCUGGGGCUGGGGGCCACGGCCGCCUGGGUCUACAGCUGCUGCAGGAGCCGCAGGGGCCCCAAGCACAAGGCCGCCUCCAUCCUGGAGCUGGGGGCCAAAUAACGGGCCCCUGACCGCCCCCUCCAGGGACAGGAGCGCGCAGGACGCUGGGGGCGGGGCCGGGGAUUCUGCACCCCGGGGGGGGGGCAUCCCAAAGCAGGAUCACAGAGUAAAACCCAGAGCAGCCCUCCUUACUUCAGUCCAUGUGCCGGUUCUGGACGGGUUCUGGGUUUGACUCUGUGAAGUUAUCCAGCUAUGUCAGUAAUCCUGCUUCAUCAUAUACUCCCUUGGGUUCAAACAGUGUUUGUUUUUUUUUGGAUGCAAAUAUAUUUCUCCAAUCGACUAAGCUUGCCUGGUGCAUUAGAACAAAUUAAACGAUGCCAGAGGUGUAGACCCCACCCCCCCACCUGCUCCGACCAGCAGGCUCAAACGCACCAGGCAAGACCAGCGCAGUACGGGAAAGUGUUUAAAUCCAACACAAACCCCGCUGGGAGCCCAGGUCCGACCGUUCAGACCAGAGACGAGCAACCCGAUGAGACCCGUUCAGCACGACCGUCUCACCUGACGCUCCAGGCCCCUCCGCUCGGCCAAUCACAGAGCGCCGCUGGUCUCUGCUCUCAACUGGGCCCCCGCUGCCCGGAGAAUCAGACCGGCGUCACCGACACGCUCAUGACAGGCCGCUGAGGAACCCUCGGCCAGCGCGAGAGAGAUCCUCUCUGCCAUUACGCAUCCGCCCGCCUCCCCGCCCGCCCGCCCGCCCGCCCCCCCGCCCGCCCGCCCCCCCACGUCUCACACGCAGGACAGACCUUCUACGACCGUCACUGCUCGAGUUCGCUCCAUGACGUGUUAUAGAGUAUAUUAUAAACACAGCAUAUCUAUUAUUGAGACCUUCAGAAGAUACUGCCCCACAAACCCAGCUCGAGCAUCCCGCAGUGCCCCAUUAGCAUUUUAAAAUGUGAAAUGCUAACGCUUCCACUGAUACUCCUGGUGAUAAAGUGUCUGGGUUCAUUUUCAACACUGGGCAAGCACUUCAUAUGUAACUGAUUGUGUUUUGUGUUGUGGCAUAAUUGUGAAGCCUGUUCUACCCACGACUGAAGACCUGUCCUUCUCCUUUCCGUUUGCCCCUCUAUAACAACCGUGCAUCUCCUCACUCCUAGAGUGCUGUACAAACUGUGAACGGUGAAGGGUUUUAUUAUUUAUUUACAGUAUCAGAACAGUGUACAAAAUGUUUAAACCACUUGUGAAGUCAGACAGUAUAGGUGCAUGUGGUUUUUAAAUGAUUCAUUUCAAAUUGUAAACAUGCAGGUUUUUCCUUUAUAGAAUAAAACAAAUGUAUGUGUAA
This is a messenger RNA of Conger conger (European conger), 5270 nucleotides long. Its product is annotated as angiotensin-converting enzyme-like. Gene Ontology annotation, biological process: proteolysis. Bases 119 to 3991 code for a protein of 1290 amino acids. The record is from RefSeq and is a predicted model, not a curated record. NCBI's taxonomy places the organism in Eukaryota, Metazoa, Chordata, Actinopteri, Anguilliformes, Congridae. Gene Ontology annotation, cellular component: plasma membrane. Gene Ontology annotation, molecular function: peptidyl-dipeptidase activity; metallopeptidase activity. The transcript has 25 exons.